AUGUCAUUUGAUGAUCAAAAGGGUUUACAAAUUGCUUAUGAAGAAGCUGUAAAAGGUUAUGAAGAAGGUGGUGUUCCAAUUGGUGGAUGUUUAAUUCAUGAAGAUGGUAGAGUUUUAGGUACAGGACAUAAUAUGAGAUUUCAAAAAAAUUCAGCAACAUUACAUGGAGAAAUCAGUACUUUGGAAAAUACAGGUAGAUUAAAUGGAUCAGUUUAUAAAAAAUGUACUAUAUAUACAACAUUAUCACCAUGUGAUAUGUGUACAGGUGCUAUAAUUAUGUAUGGUAUCAAGAGAUGUGUUAUUGGAGAAAAUGAAACAUUUAUGGGUGGUGAAGAUUAUUUAAGACAAAGAGGUGUUGAAGUUAUAAAUUUAAAUGAUCAAAGAUGUAAAGAUAUUAUGAAUAAAUUUAUUAAAGAAAGACCAAGUGAUUGGAAUGAAGAUAUUGGUGAAGAAACUGAUUUAUCUAAAAUUAAUUGUGAUUGUAAACAUUAA
Molecule: messenger RNA, 492 nt
Organism: Hansenula ciferrii
Lineage: Eukaryota; Fungi; Ascomycota; Saccharomycetes; Phaffomycetales; Wickerhamomycetaceae
Gene: FCY1
Product: cytosine deaminase
Exons: 2
Coding region: 1-492 (163 amino acids)
Cellular component (GO): cytoplasm; nucleus
Molecular function (GO): zinc ion binding; diaminohydroxyphosphoribosylaminopyrimidine deaminase activity
Source: RefSeq, a predicted model, not a curated record